GAGUCACGCGCUCACCUCUAGAACUCUAUCACACAGCUACAUGGGAAAUAAUUUUUUUAUUUAGUAUUUAAAACAAAGAUUGUGAAGCAGCAGCAGCCUCACACAUCAGAAACAGGGGCUAAAAGGCACACCAACAUCCACAUAGAAGGGCUAUUCAAUUGCACGCAAUAUACACACUAUUAUGUCAGGCAAUAUCAACAAUUAUUCAACUCUAAUGCAUGCAACGAAUCGUGGAUACGGCGAGCAGCCGCAGGCACAAGCUGAGGCGCUCAAAAAUAUGCAAAAGCUGCCGCAAAUCAUUGGCGACUCCGGCGUACAGCUGGGACACAGCAUUGAUGAUCGCGAGAAGGCAAUUGUGGACAAUAUAAAUGCGGAUCAGAAUGCCGUAACACAUCUCAAGUAUAUAAAUUCCGAGCGGGAUUUAUCGCUGCCUCUGGACAAGCAAAAUAAAGUGCUGGACAAAUAUCUGGACAGCCAAGAGGAUGAUGCAUCACUACGCAAAUAUCUGGUAUUUGGCGUCCAAUGGGUAUCGCUGGUCACAGAGAAUCUGCUCAGUCAUCCAUUUAUUGUGCUGCGACGUCAGUGUCAAGUCUAUAAUGCCUCACAACGAUAUCACUUGCAUCCAUUUCAAUUGCUGCCCAGCAUUGUGCAUCUGCAUCGUCGCCAGGGCGUCACAACGCUGUGGAAAGGUCUUGGCAGCUGUCUCCUCGUCCGUGGCAUGACCCUGGCCAUUGACGAUGUCAUCAGCAAGGCAACCAGCUGGCCAAAAGAUGUCGACAGCCGUACAACACUCAAGCGCUUUGGCCAGCACAUACUCCUCAAAUGCAUCAGCAUUGGUCUGGUUGUGCCCUUCUAUGCGGCGUCGCUCGUGGAGACCGUGCAGAGUGACAUUGCCAGUGAGAAGCCCGGACUGUUGGAUGUCUUUCGUGAGGGCAGUCUGCGUUUGUUUUAUUGGAGUUCGCCGCAAAAGGGACGCAUGUUGCCGGCGUGGGCGUUAAUCGGUCCCAGCGUUUCCAUGGGCAUUACCAAAUAUCUAUUUAGUCUUGUUAUACGAGGCGUCUCUUCAAGGAUUAUGCGACGCCGUCUCACCCAGAAACAGGAACAGCGAGGCGCCAAAUUUCGCGAUGAUACGCUGGAGCAUCAGAAUGCUGAAAUCUAUGCGAGUUUAAUUGCCAUGCUGACCACAGAGGUGUUAUUCUUUCCCUUUGAGACCAUACUACAUCGAUUGCAAUUGCAAGGCACACGGACGAUCAUUGAUAAUCUGGAUAAUGGUUAUGCGGUGGUGCCGAUAUUAACCAAUUAUCAGGGAGCCAUUGACUGUUAUCGCACCACGCUGUUAUCAGAAGGCUUUGGUGGCCUGUAUAAAGGAUUUGGUGCAAUGAUUUUGCAAUUUGCAGCACAUGUGGCUGUUAUUAAAUUAACCAAAUGGGUUGUUGGCCAAAUUACGGAAUGUAUUUCAAAUCGACCGCCCGCACGCAUCGUUCAAUAUUAUAAUCUUGAUCGUGGUGUUGGCCAUUCAAAUUCAACAACCAUUUCGCCGAGCAUUUCCAGCACGGAGCUCGAUGUUCACAGCGUCGGACAGAAUUCGCUUGAUUAGCUUUUUCUGUACCGAAAACAACAACAACAACAACAAGUUUCCAAAAUUUAAUGUACGAUUUGCCGCAACGACUCUCAAAGAAAUUCUUCAGACAAUUCUCGAGUGAUAGAAAAUGAAGUCGGCAAGUUUUUAUGUUUUGUUUUUCAUUUUGCUGUGAUAACUUCCGCACUCGCCCAAGCAGCGAGUCUUGUGUUUUUCAUAUAUAUAUAUAUUGUACAAAAUAUAUAUAUGCAUUAUAUUUUUUUUCCGCUGUCUUCUUCCGAUCAAGCGCAAUAAAGUUUAGCCAAGAAUGUUAUUUAUUGAGAACUGAUAAAACAAAAAAA
Drosophila innubila is the source of this 1920-nucleotide messenger RNA. RefSeq names its product solute carrier family 25 member 46 (gene Slc25A46a). Lineage: Eukaryota; Metazoa; Arthropoda; Insecta; Diptera; Drosophilidae. The record is from RefSeq and is a predicted model, not a curated record. The coding region runs from base 182 to 1597 and encodes 471 amino acids. The transcript is spliced from 5 exons. Gene Ontology annotation, cellular component: mitochondrial outer membrane. Gene Ontology annotation, biological process: mitochondrial fission; mitochondrial membrane fission.